AUGGCACCAUCCUCGCCUCCGCCGUCCGAUAAUUCCGACGCCGAGCGCCGCCUUCGCGAAGCGGAGGAGCGCCUCCGUGACGCCAUCGAGGAACUCCAGCUGCGGCAGCGCCGCGCCGCCUUUCAUGCUCAGCACCACCGCCGCGUCGACUCGCCGCCCUGCGAUCAUGGCCCCGACGAGUCCUGUGUCGCUCACGCAAUUGGCAACCUCUGCCAGACCUUCCUUCUCUCCUAUGGCGUCAGAGUCGGUAUUGGCAUACUCCUCCGCGCCUUCAAGCUCGUUCGGAGGCAGUCCUACUCCUCUCUCCUCGAUCUCAAGCAACUUGUUUCAGAGAAAGAUCUAAUAGUAAGGGAAGAAGCAUGCCGAAUUGGUUUACUUUUUGGUGGUUUCACUGGAUCUUAUCAUGCUCUUAGAUGUUUGUUGCGUAAAUUGAGAAAGAAAGAAGCACCACUUAAUGCAAUUUUAGCAGGUUCAAUAGCUGGUUUCUCAAUUUUGGCGUUGAAUGAUUCAAAUAGGAGACGUACACUGGCUUUAUACCUGUUGGCCAGGCUUGCCCAGUGUGCUUAUAACUCUGCAAAAUCUAAGAACAAGUUUCACCUUUGGGGGAGUCAUUGGAGGCAUGGAGAUUCUUUGCUGUUUGCCAUAGCUUGUGCACAGGUUAUGUAUGCCUUUGUUAUGCGUCCUGAGAGCUUGCCAAAAUCCUAUCAAGAUUUCAUUCAAAAAACUGGGCCAGUUGCAGAGCCUGUGUACAAGGCCGUGAGGGAUAGCUGUAGAGGUCAUCCAGUUGAUGUUGCUUCACUGCAUACCUAUUUAUCUCAUGUAGGAAGGUCUGACUAUGUAAAGUUGGAAGAAUUUCCGUCCAUUAUUCCAUGUUCCAUCAUUCAUCCUGGAACAAAUUCAUGUUUAGCCCAUCAAGUAAAUGCAACAUCAACAACGUUUAAGAAAACAUUCCCGCUUUAUUUCUCUUUGACCUUUGUGCCUUUUGUUGUUCUGCACCUACAGAAGUUCACUGAUGCUCCUUUCCGUACUUUCUGGCUUGCCAUUAAAGGUGGUGUUCGCUCAACGACCUUUUUGUCUGCUUUUGUUGGAAUCUUUCAGGGAGUAAUAUGUUUACAUAGAAAAGUUUUUUCAAGAGAUCACAAGCUGGUAUAUUGGAUAGCAGGUGGAAUAUCUGCCCUAUCUGUGCUAUUGGAAAAAAAGGCUAAGCGUGGUGAGCUAGCUUUAUAUGUUCUUCCCAGAGCAGGAGAUUCUUUAUGGUAUAUCUUGGUGAACAGGCACCUCCUUCCAAAUAUCAGGAAUGCCGAGGUAUUUUAUCCAGUAUAG
Molecule: messenger RNA, 1323 nt
Organism: Sphenostylis stenocarpa
Lineage: Eukaryota; Viridiplantae; Streptophyta; Magnoliopsida; Fabales; Fabaceae
Source: the annotation of a GenBank genome assembly